This is a messenger RNA of Pelobates fuscus (common spadefoot toad), 2446 nucleotides long. RefSeq names its product CLPTM1 regulator of GABA type A receptor forward trafficking (gene CLPTM1). NCBI's taxonomy places the organism in Eukaryota, Metazoa, Chordata, Amphibia, Anura, Pelobatidae. Gene Ontology annotation, cellular component: membrane; endomembrane system. The coding region runs from base 167 to 2044 and encodes 625 amino acids. The transcript has 14 exons. The record is from RefSeq and is a predicted model, not a curated record.
CUACCGGAAGCGCCCACGAAGGUGACCUAUUCAGUCAGCUGCCUGGCUCGCUUUUGUAACGUUUCGACACGCCAUUGGCUCGCACUCCGGCAGCGGCUGCGAUUGUGUGUUCCCACAGCAGUUUCUCUCGAGAUCCGGCGAAUACAGUGACAGAGCAAAGAGCAAGAUGGCGGCGCCGGGGGGAGAGAUUCAGACCAGCCUCAAUGGUUCCGUCGGAACCGAAGCUGCCAUAGCGCCCGAUCAGCAGAACCAACAGCAGCCACAGCAACCCCCUCCCCCCAAUGCGUGGCAGGUGAUUAAAGGGGUGGCAUUCAGAAUUUUCAUAAUAUGGGCCAUCAGCAGCUGGUUUCGAAGAGGAUCUGUUUCCCAAGACCAAACUCCUGGAACAACUGGAACACCAAGACCUCCAAGUCGCAACCUUUUCCCCCGGGAUACUCUCAUGGACCUUCAUGUGUUCCUCUCGGAGAGUGAGGUCUUCACAGAAUUUAACUCCACGACGGCUCUUAUUUGGGAGCAGAGGGAUUUGGUGUAUGGAGACUGGAGCAGCGGGGAGAAUGGAGAUGGCUGUUACGAGCAAAACUCUGAGGUGGUCAUUCCAGAGGGUGUCCAGAAUAAUGGUUCCUUCUACAUCCAUGUGUACUUAACGAAGAGUGGCUUUCACCCAGACCCAAGUCAGAAGGCUCACCACAGGAGACUGGCCACUGUGCAUACGUCUCGCAUGCUAAACAAAUUUAAACGUCGCCGAUUUCUCAAGACCAAAAACCUUCUGACAGGAGAGACUGAGGCAGAUCCAGAAAUGAUUAAGAGAGCGGAGGACUACGGUCCUAUUGAGAUCAUCUCACAUUGGCAUCCAAAUUUAACAAUAAACAUAGUUGAUGACCACACUCCGUGGGUCCAGGGCAGUGUACCUCCACCUCUGGACCAAUAUGUGAAAUUUGAUGCGGUCAGUGGUGAUUAUUACCCGAUAUUGUAUUUUAAUGAUUAUUGGAAUCUGCAGAAGGAUUAUAUACCUGUAAAUUCCAGCGUUACAACUUUGCCCCUGCGGUUAUCAUUCUGUCCCCUAUCCUUAUGGCGAUGGCAGCUGUAUGCUGCGCAGAGUUCCCGCAGCCCUUGGAAUUUUCUGGGGGAGGACCUCUAUGAGCAGUCCGAUGAGGAGCAGGACUCCGUAAAGGUGGCACUUUUGGAGACCAAUCCCUAUCUACUUGCACUGACCAUCACAGUGUCCAUUGUUCACAGCAUUUUUGAGUUCCUUGCCUUCAAGAAUGACAUCCAGUUUUGGAACAGUCGUCAGUCACUGGAAGGCCUGUCUGUGCGGUCAGUCAUUUUUGGCGUAUUCCAGUCUCUAGUGGUAUUGCUGUACAUAUUGGAUAAUGAGACCAACUUUGUGGUGCAAGUUAGUGUGGGCAUCGGUCUGCUCAUAGACUUCUGGAAGAUAACAAAGGUCAUGGAUGUCAAGCUGGACAGAGAGAACAAAGUGGCAGGAAUCUUUCCUAGAUUAACGAUGAAGGACAAGUCCACAUAUGUAGCGUCAUCCACGAAGAUCUAUGAUGAUAUGGCGUUCCGAUACCUGUCAUGGCUGCUGUAUCCUCUUCUGGGAUGUUAUUCGGUGUACAGCUUGCUGUAUAUGGAGCACAAGGGCUGGUACUCGUUUGUACUGAGUAUGUUGUACGGAUUCCUUCUCACAUUUGGUUUUAUCACAAUGACUCCACAGCUAUUCAUUAACUACAAGUUGAAGUCAGUGGCCCACCUCCCAUGGAGGAUGUUGACUUACAAAGCACUGAAUACCUUCAUUGAUGAUCUCUUUGCUUUUGUCAUCAAGAUGCCCAUGAUGUAUAGAAUUGGGUGCCUCCGAGAUGAUGUGGUUUUCUUCAUCUAUCUGUAUCAGCGUUGGAUUUAUAGAGUGGACCCAACAAGAGUAAAUGAAUUUGGGACAAGUGGAGAAACACCCGUUCCCCUGCCUGUCCAGGAAGGACUUGCGUCUCUUCCCCCUGUACCAGAAGACACUUCUCCACCUAAACCAGAUGAAGAUAAAAAGAAGGACUGAUUAAUUUCUCCUGUCCCUAUUCCCGUUCCCUUUAUGAACUGUACUGCCCCCUUUGGGGGGGUAAAUCGGCUGCUGUUUUAUAUAUAAACCCCUAUUGUUCCCGAACCCCUUGUUAAGGCGGUGUUUCCCCGUCUAUUAAUAUGUAUAUGGGACUGGUGAAGUAUGUCUUUCUCUGCCCGCCCCUUGCUUACUGUCUUCUAACCGUUCUCUCCCUUCCUUCUUCUGUCUUCCAACCUCUUUCUAGUUUCCCCUCCUUCUAUCCAAUUUCUUCUUGCUCUUACUCCCUCUUCGUGUCUUUCUCAAUGAUUCCGUUGUGCUGUGUCUCUCCCGUAAUUAUGACUCUUCAGUUGGGUCAACAAUGCGAAAACUGGGUUUAAUAAAUAUGGCCGCUCUUUAACUUUC